AUGAAGUCCAUAAUCUCUGCGCUGCACUUGAAGUAUGCAGAGAAGUCAUGGAAAGAAACCUUUCAGCUUGUUCGAAGAUGCAUGGACAAAUCCAGAGAUGAAUCCAAACCCUGUGAGCCGCUGGUUAGAUCCCUGGAAAGGCUCCAGGAGGUCUUUAAUGUGUCCUCUAUGAACACCAUGAAGUCUCGUCUGGAAGUGAUUGCCAAACAACAACGAAUGGGCUUCCACAUAACCGAGGUUACGUGCUACCUGACAGCCGAUCUCUUCUACCUGGAGGUGGUGUUGCUGCCAUGCGGCGGGGUGGAGGAGGUCAAAGUUGCCCCGCAUGGAGCAUCUCCUGUUCCCAGUGAGAUCUUUCUCCAGCUGCUGAGGUCUAAAGAUUUUGCAGAGUUCUCUGUGAAGCUGGAAGGCCUCUACACCCAGUACAACAUCCCUGGAGACAAUGAAGUAAAAAUGAAGUUGUUUGCUUCUCUACAAUGGCUCGCGAAAGACCUGCAGCAAAUUUCAGAUUUGCCGAGGGCAGCGAAAGAUUUUGACACUGAGGUGGACAAGACUAACAACGGCAGGAUGGGGUCUCUGAUAACUGGGAAAGAAGAUUGCCCUCUGAUGAUCCACUUCUUUACCACCCAUACUGAUGGAAAGAAGACGUCAGAUCAACAAUUGUCAGAUGCAGAGAUCUAUGGGGCCCAGGUGACCGUGGGGGACAGUGAUGCGCCUCACAAGCUUCAGAUGGCGUCUGUGAUCCCGCAGCCUGCACAGCUGGACCCCCGGGGUUAUCCUGCGUUCCUGCCGCUGAGCGAGGGGCCGCGUGAGACAUUCCCGGCCGUCUUUCUUCUCAAACUGCAGCCGGCGAUACCAAUGAUGGCGUCUUUCAUACACAAUGUCAGCCAAAUUACAGAUGUGACCAUACCAGAAGUUGGCCUGCAGUGGGCGCCAUUACCCAAGCUUCUGAUGAGACGUUCAAGUGCAAACACUCAGCAGGAGACAUCAGCUGAGCAGGAUGCUGUUUUUAAAGUGUCUCUCUCUGGUGGCGGGACGCACCGGUAUGUUCUCCCCGGAGCUGUAUGGGAGCUGUCUGCCCAGAGAGCCGCUGUGGUGGACACAAUUCCCUUCACCCACCCCUCCCACGUCCCCCCCGUGCUGGAGCUGCUCCGACAUCAGUGUGCCAUCAACACCCUGCUGAGGAGCUGUUUCUCUUCUCAGCGUGACACAGCAGGUUUGGGGUGUGACCUGCACUUUGAAGUCCGUCCAGAGUCUGAGAGCAGCUUCUCUGUGACGUUCCAGCGACCCAACACUGACUCCCUCGCUGUUUUGCUGGUGAAUGUGUCUGACUCCCGCCUCAUUACGUGCACGUUGUUCGGAGCAGGGAUGGUUGAGCCCUCCAUGGAGGAGUACCUCUCUACUGUUGUGACGAGGUCUAUGUCCAUCCCCGUCACUCUGAGGACUUUAUACUGCAAGCUGGAGGAGCUCACCUCUGCCCCACUUUCUCCCCGCCUCCCGGACAGCACAGAGGCCGAAAAUGACCACUGUGCUCCCUCUGACGGAGCUGUGACCGACAACAACGACGGCGCCUCCACCACGUUCUCCCAGAGUGCAUCUGUGCCAGAGGAGAGCUUCAGUGUUUCGGGGUCAGCCUGCUAUGCCGUGUCCGUCUCCAAAUCUGAGCUGCAUCCUGAAAUAAACACAAGUCCUGCCGUCGAGCCGUACGCAUACACGCCCCCUGUGGGUGUGUUCUCCCAGUGGGGGACCAGUAACGGACAACUGUCAGAGCCGAUCUAAACCUGUGGGUGUGAUGAUCUCAAAGAUAAAGCCUUUAAAAUGUUUUUUUUUUUAAGACUUCAAUAAAUAGAUUUGUAAAAACUGUUUAUUUAAUCUUUUUCUAACUUGUAUUAGGUCAGAAAAUGUGAUUAUCUUUGUUUUUCUUAUUCCUGUAGAGUGUUUCUUACUCUGCAUUCCAGCGUGGCAGAGACCGGCGGCUGUUAAAGGUUUGAGGUUUGGCGUUUGACCUUUCUCCCUCAGACAGCCAAGAGCCGGUUGAUUGGUACCAUGUGAGCCAAUCAAACAUUGUUAGAGCGCAGGAUGCACUCUCGACGGCUGGUGAGAGCAAAACGGAGAACAACAAAACUGCACACUGGAGUAAGAAAUAGCUCUGCUGGAUGUAAAAAUAAUGGAAGGGGCGGAGCUUAAACAUGAAAAUACUACUUUUGUGUCAACAACGACACAAAAGUAGUAUUUUGGAACACACUUUCUUUUUUUGUCCCUUUUCAGCCAUUUUUUGUGCACUGUAGAAAUGGUGAUUGUUGUGAGAGUGCAUCUCUAUGGAAUAAAAAAAUCAUACCACA
Labrus mixtus (cuckoo wrasse) is the source of this 2342-nucleotide messenger RNA. It is a transcript of the gene med1l, whose product is annotated as mediator of RNA polymerase II transcription subunit 1-like. Gene Ontology annotation, biological process: regulation of transcription by RNA polymerase II; cellular response to thyroid hormone stimulus. Gene Ontology annotation, cellular component: mediator complex. NCBI's taxonomy places the organism in Eukaryota, Metazoa, Chordata, Actinopteri, Labriformes, Labridae. The record is from RefSeq and is a predicted model, not a curated record. Gene Ontology annotation, molecular function: nuclear retinoic acid receptor binding; nuclear thyroid hormone receptor binding; transcription coregulator activity. The transcript has 16 exons. Bases 1 to 1779 code for a protein of 592 amino acids.